Messenger RNA from Trichoderma virens Gv29-8, 2409 nucleotides. RefSeq lists its product as uncharacterized. Lineage: Eukaryota; Fungi; Ascomycota; Sordariomycetes; Hypocreales; Hypocreaceae. The coding region runs from base 1 to 2409 and encodes 802 amino acids. Gene Ontology annotation, molecular function: magnesium ion binding; ATP binding; S-adenosyl-L-methionine:8-amino-7-oxononanoate transaminase activity. Gene Ontology annotation, biological process: biotin biosynthetic process. The record is from RefSeq and is a predicted model, not a curated record. Gene Ontology annotation, cellular component: mitochondrion. The transcript is spliced from 4 exons.
AUGCCGCAGCCACCGCCGCCGCUCGCGUCGCCGCUCUGGCGCUCGCUGCGAUCGUAUCAAAUCUUCGGUGCCAAUACCGAGGUGGGGAAGACGGUGUUUUCGACGCUGCUAUGCAAGGCUGCUGCGAGACGGAGCCCUGGCGGCGUAGCGUUUCUGAAGCCGGUUUCAACGGGGCCAGAUAGCGAGGCUGAUGAUCGUCAUAUCCUAAAGUUCGCCCCGGAGGUUUCCAACAAGACGUUGUUUCAGUAUAAAAUCCCAGUCAGCCCACACAUUGCAGCUCGGCUCUCCAAUACUACAAUCCCUUCAAAUGAUGCUCUUCUAUUCCAAUGCCGAGACUACGCAGCUCAAUGCGCCAACAUUGGCAGGAAAUGGCUCUUUGUUGAAACUGCCGGCGGUGUUCACUCGCCCGGCCCCUCGGGAACAACUCAGGCGGAUCUAUACGCACCCCUUCGAUUGCCAGUUGUUCUUGUAGGUGAUUCCCGGCUUGGAGGAAUCUCUCAGACGAUAUCGGCCUUUGAGUCGCUUCGCAUGAGAGGCUAUGAUGUCGAAUCGAUAUUGCUGUUCAAGGAGGGCAAGUAUCAGAACUUUGAGUAUCUAUCAGAAUACUUUGCGGAGCAUCACAAUGUACCCGUUGCGGGCGUGGCUGAGCCACCCGAAAGGAAAUCAAGCCUCGAAGAGGAUGUCCGGGCAAUGUCGCAGUAUUAUGAGGAACAGUCCCAGGAUGGAAACACGACUAAUGUCAUUUCCCACCUGGAUAGCCGUCAUGAGCAGCGUAUUGCAUCCCUCAACUCCAUGGCGUCUGAAGCUCUGCAGAACAUAUGGUAUCCCUUUACGCAGCAGAGCCUUCUCACUCCAAAGGACAUUAACGUCAUAGAUUCAGCUCACGGCGAUUACUUCCAGACGGUGGCCCCUGCUUCUCCAACGUCACAAAAUGACAGUCUUCUGCGAGCCUCGUUCGACGGCUCUGCCUCCUGGUGGACUCAAGGUCUCGGCCAUGCCAAUCCCAAGCUCACUCUUGCUGCUGCUUACGCCGCUGGUCGCUACGGCCACGUCAUGUUUGCUAGCGGUAUCCAUCGUCCUGCUGCAGAGCUAUCCUCAACACUGCUCAAGGGGAUCGAAAACCCGCGACUUACCCGCGUCUUCUUCUCCGACAACGGUAGCACCGGUAUCGAAGUCGCCCUCAAGAUGGGUCUCCGAGCAGCAAAGCUGCGGUAUGGAUGGGCUGCGGAUGAGAAGUUGGGAGUUGUUGGCCUCAAGGGCUCGUAUCACGGCGACACCAUCGGCGCCAUGGACUGUUCGGAGCCGAGUGGAUAUAACGAAAAGGUCGAGUGGUAUGAUGGCAAAGGGCACUGGUUUGAUUAUCCCACUGUUUUGUGCAUUGACGGCAAGUGGCGUGUGAAUGUGCCCGAAGAGCUAAGGCAGGCUUUGGGCGAAGAUGCAGACUUUGGUUCGCUGUCGGAAAUCUUUGAUGUUGGUGGUAGGGAACAGAAGGGUCACCAUCUCCGAUACGAAGCCUUUAUUCGAGAGACGCUGGAGAGGCUUCAUAAGCAGGGCCGUCGGUUCGGUUCUGUCAUUAUCGAGCCGGUUGUUCUCGGUGCUGGAGGAAUGGCCUUGGUAGAUCCUCUCUUCCAGCGCGCCCUUGUCAACGUUGUUCGCAAAUCCCCAGACCUCUUCCGCAAGCCAAAUGCCCCCAUCGAAGAGUCUCCCAGCAGUCCCACCGCAUGGACUGGUCUUCCAAUCAUCUUCGACGAGGUCUUCACUGGUCUCUAUCGUCUUGGCCGCUUCACAUCGUCUUCUUUCCUCGAAACGCAUCCCGACAUCUCCGUCCACGCAAAGCUUCUCACUGGAGGUCUGGUUCCUCUCUGCACGACGCUUGCUUCGGAGAAUAUUUUCCAGACAUUCAGUUCCCAGGAUAAGACUGAUGCUCUGCUCCAUGGGCACAGCUACACGGCUCAUCCCGUAGGCUGCCAGGUCGCCGUGGAGUCAGUCAAGGAGCUGCAAAGGAUGGACCACAGCGGGUCCUGGAACUGGGCCAAGUCACAAGGCUGGACAAGCCCUGAAGCUUCUCCCGCAAGUGACCAAUCUGCAGUUGACAUUUGGUCAACCUGGCCGCGAACUCUAGUAGAGGAUCUUUCUCGUCAGACGGAGCGUGUGGCGGGAAUCUGGGCUCUUGGAAGCGUUCUCGCCAUCCACGUAAAGGACGCAUCAGGGGGCACAGGAUACUUUAGCGAUGCAGCGCAGAGUCUUCGAGAUGGUCUCAUUGCGGGCGAUCCGGAGAGUGUCAAUGGCUCUUGGAACGUGCAUUGCAGAGUUCUCGGAAAUGUGCUGUAUCUGAUGGCGGGCCAGAAGACGACAGAGGAGAGCGUCGCGCAGAUUAGCUUGUUGCUGCGAAAAGGAUUGAAUGCGUAA